GGGUGGGCUCCGUUCCACGCACGCAGCAGCCGAGCGCGGGGGGCGGGGAAGGGACCUGCUGCCGCAGCAGCCGCCCCGGCGCUCCGGGCGCGCGCGGAGACUCCCUGGCUCCGGCCGCCCCGCUCCAUGCCGCUGCUCUGCGGAAGUGUCGCGGGGGGUGGCGGCAGCACCGAGCACCAGAGGCCCGGGCCCGGCGCCCUGCGGCACUAGGCGCCCCCGCGGCCCGGCCCCCCGCGCGCCCGGCGCCCGCCGCAGCCUGCAUGCCCCGCGCCGCGCCGCGCCCGGCCCCCGCCCGCUCGCCCCGCCGCCGCCGCGCGCCGGAGUAAUAUGCUCACUCGCGUGAAAUCUGCCGUGGCCAAUUUCAUGGGCGGCAUCAUGGCUGGCAGCUCGGGCUCCGAGCACGGCGGCGGCGGCUGCGGAGGCUCGGACCUGCCCCUGCGCUUCCCCUACGGGCGGCCGGAGUUCCUGGGUCUGUCUCAGGACGAGGUGGAGUGCAGCGCCGACCACAUCGCCCGCCCCAUCCUCAUCCUCAAGGAGACCCGGCGGCUGCCCUGGGCCACCGGCUACGCAGAGGUCAUCAACGCUGGGAAGAGCACACACAACGAAGACCAGGCCAGCUGCGAGGUGCUCACUGUAAGGAAGAAAGCAGGGGCCGUCGCCUCCACUCCAAACAGGAACUCGUCCAAGAGACGCUCCUCCCUCCCUAAUGGGGAAGGGCUGCAGCUGAGGGAGAAUGCGGAAUCCGAGGGCGUCGCCUGCCACUACUGGUCGCUGUUCGAUGGUCACGCGGGGUCCGGGGCGGCCGUGGUGGCCUCGCGCCUGCUGCAGCACCACGUCACGGAGCAGCUGCAGGACAUCGUGGACAUCCUGCGGAACUCGGCCGUGCUGCCGCCCACCUGCCUGGGCGAGGAGCCGGAACACACGCCGGUCGGCAGCCGCGCACUGACCCGGGCCGCGUCCCUGCGCGGCGGCGUUGGGGCCCCCGGCUCGCCCGGCACCCCGGCCACGCGCUUCUUCACCGAGAAGAAGAUCCCGCACGAGUGGCUGGUGGUCGGGGCUCUGGAGAGCGCCUUCAGGGAGAUGGACCUACAGAUAGAGCGAGAGAGGAGCUCGUAUAACAUAUCCGGUGGCUGCACAGCCCUGGUCGUGGUGUGCCUUCUGGGGAAGCUGUACGUGGCCAAUGCCGGGGAUAGCAGGGCCAUCAUCAUCAGAAAUGGAGACAUCAUCCCCAUGUCUUCGGAAUUCACCCCCGAGACAGAGCGCCAGCGACUUCAGUACCUGGCAUUCAUGCAGCCGCACCUGCUGGGGAACGAGUUCACACACUUGGAGUUUCCAAGGAGGGUGCAGAGAAAGGAGCUCGGGAAGAAAAUGCUCUACAGGGACUUUAAUAUGACAGGCUGGGCAUACAAAACCAUCGAGGAUGAGGACUUGAAGUUCCCCCUGAUAUAUGGAGAAGGCAAGAAGGCCCGGGUGAUGGCAACCAUUGGAGUGACCAGGGGACUCGGGGACCACGACCUGAAGGUGCAUGACUCCAACAUCUACAUAAAGCCAUUCCUGUCUUCAGCUCCAGAGGUAAGAGUCUAUGAUCUCUCCAAAUACGAGCACGGAGCAGAUGAUGUGCUGAUCUUGGCCACCGACGGCCUCUGGGAUGUCUUAUCCAAUGAAGAAGUAGCUGAAGCCAUCACCCAGUUUCUUCCUAACUGUGAUCCCGACGAUCCUCACAGGUACACACUGGCAGCCCAGGACCUGGUGAUGCGUGCCCGGGGUGUCCUGAAGGACAGAGGAUGGCGGAUAUCUAAUGACCGACUGGGCUCAGGAGAUGACAUUUCUGUAUAUGUCAUUCCUUUAAUACAUGGAAACAAACUGUCAUGAAAAUGGUCCUGGGGAUUGGGAAGACAGAGGGGAAGAAAAUCAAGCGGGGUUCCUCUCCGCAGGGUGGACCUGGGAUGUGCCCCUGCGAGUUCCCUCCGGUGAUGGAGACUCCUCCCGGCCCAGUGUCGGGGGUGGGGAGGGUUUGCUGCCAAAAGGCCUCUGGCUGUGCUUCAAGAUGACCCUUAGGUUUCCGCGUCUUCUUUAGUAACAGGCCAGCUCUACGAGAGUAAAACACAAAGGCUGCUACUGAGUGUUGUGUUUGUUAGUUCCUUCUAGGGGCCUCCCCGCUGGCCAUUGCCUGUCUGGGGCACAUACCUUGUAUUUAUUUUAUGUAGAGUAGCUGGGCAGCCAUUUUCACGUGUAACUGGCAGGCAGUUCCAGUCUGUCAAGCUGUCAACUUCCCUACCUGGGUAACAAGUACUGUGUUGGAAAGUGGGGAACCACACCUCCAGUGUAAGCGCCCACCUCCAGCAACCCUGAGACUGAGCUCCAGGCCCGCGGCCCACCUGCCCUCGUCCCCUCUCUCUGUCUUGUGGUAAUGGUGGGGUAAGGCAGGGACUUAUCUCUUUUUUGACAUUCCUUCAAAUUUCUUUUCUUUUCCAUAAAACAGGGCUGGGAAUUUCCAGCUCCUUGCUGAGGAAUUUCUGUGUCAGAGUCCACCCUGGGCUGGCUCGUCCCCAUGUCCUCCAGAGAGCCUCCGGGACAGCCCUGCAGGACAGUGUCAUUGUUGUCUGACAUUUGCUGCAGCGUUGCAUUUUCUCACCAAGUCAGUGUGUUUUCAUGAAAAUAUCUGGGUGUUUCUUUGGACCAAGAGUUUCUCUCUCGUCUUCAGCACCUCCCUUGUAUGACUUGAGGUUCCUGUGUGAGUCAGGGUUUUCCCCUCUGGAGUGGCUGGCCCUGUCGUACCUGCUGUGUUGUGGGGACACAUAUAAAGCAGUAUCCAUCCAUUCUAGGAGGUUUAUCAUAUCCGCCAGUUCACCAGACCUCAUCCGAAGACACUUUUAGAUUCAGGUUUCGUGAGCUGUGACUGUCCCCAAGCCCUCUUCAAACUAAGUGUCAGUAUCAGCGUUCUGUCAAGGAGCAGCCUUUCUACUGCCCCCAUCAGGUUUGUGCAGGGUCCACUCAGGGUGGCACUUUGAUAAAAGUGAACUUGAAUAGGGUUGACGGAUCAUUCCCAUGCUAUGCGCCUGUCCCUUCUCUGGAGAAUCACGUCCUACCGACCCCAAACUGAGCUCCUGUUCCACUGUGGUUCCACCUGUGAGUGUCUCAUACAGACAGUGGCAGCAGAUGCCACUGUGCACCUGCAGUUUCUCUGCCGAGAGGAGCGGCGCAGUCUCUCAGGCCUCCUGCUCUGCAUGGGUUUGUAAGACAAUCCUAGUUGCCUGGUCCUCUUCCUCAGGGCUACCAGCGUCCUCACCAUCCUGACAACUGAGUGUAACUAAAACACUCUCUGACCCAAUAAAGAAAAAGCUUGUUGGUGUGAUCCACCCCAAAAUGCUAGAGAGCCGACGCCACUUCUCAUGUUUGUCUUUGGAAUUCCUUCUUAGAUGACAGGAGCGGAACCAUUCCUCAGGGGUAGUAAAUCACUGCAUCCAUAGGGUUUAGAUAUUUUAUUCAUAAAGGCUGGGAGCCAUCCUACUCAGGAAUGAAUUCAUCCCCCAGUGUGGAGACAACAUCCUGUCUGGCAGGUGACCUGCAGGAAUUCACCCCACCAGGUAUUGGUCCCAGUGCUGCCUGGGAAGGACUGGGCCAUCACCUUGUCAGGAGUCAUCUUUGUCUGACAGAAUCUCCUCCUCUUUCAGUACAUCUAAGCUACCCCAAACAUCUCUCUGGGGGGAUUUGUGGUAAACCGUUUGCGGUAAACCGAUUUGUGGUAAACCGUUUGCCUUGCUGGUAGCAUCUCAUGCUGUGGGGAAACUUCUGGGCAGCCUUGUGGAGCGUCUUAUGUGAGGGCCCUGAGCUGCCGCCUCUGGGACCUCCCCUGUGUUCCCAUUGCCUUUCAUUUCUUCGCUUUUCUGGGCCUCACUUUGAGCUUCUCUAGUUUUAUUACAGCUACCGAGUCGGAAUUUGGGUAUAGACAUGACAGCCUUCCACUCAGUUCACCAAUUCACCUACUGCCAAGUUACAACUCAGGAAAACUCUGGAAACCCUAAUUCAGAAUCCCCUGAAAUCUUGAGAAUUUAAUCCUAUCGAUUUGAGUUAGAAAGGCAUCCAGGAAUUCUUUUCAGAAGCCCCCUUGGGUGAAACAAUCUUAGUAGCAAGAUGAACUCUUGUUUGUGUUGGGGGGACUAAAUCAAAAGUGGGGAAUGGGUGGGUUAGUAAUGCCCAGGGCACCUCUGCCCAGCACUGGAAGUGCUCUGUGAAUUGAGCUUUCUUAGUUUGGGCCUUAUUUUUCAUCCUCAAGUCACCCGUUCCAGAAUAGGGAGUGUGUCUACACAAUGGGGAGGCCCUUGGAGCAUUCCUGGACAGGCCAAAGGUCAGCCCACUUUAAAAUUCUGCAGAAUAUAUUUGGAUGUGGUUCUGAAAUCUGCUUGUCAUAGUAGCCUCGGAGGAAGCCUCGUUUAAUAAAAAGCUUUUGGUUUCCUAGUCAAGUGUUUAUGGUUGUCUUGGGAGGGGGGUGGCCCCUUCCUCUAAAGAAAGACUUUUCAGCUCUAGAUCUCCCUGUCGGACCGGCCCCUGCUCUUCAAACUGGUGAAAAUCUGUUCCUUAAAGAGAGCGAACUCGCACACCGUCCACGCUCUGGUGUUUCUCUAGGCAACAGCCACAGCUUUGUUUGUGUAAUACCUAAAAUCACGGCGGUGUCCAGGGUGCAAGGUGUGUUCUGCUGUGGUUGUGUAGACCUGGCUACUUGUUCUCGAGUCAGGAAAGGAAGGGUGAAAGUCAGGCUGGGCCAAGCAUAUUCAGCUGUCUAAUAGGAAAAAGCUUUAAAAAGUCAAAAUUUCAGUUAUUUUCCACAGUAUUCCAUUUCGAAGGAUUUGGGGUGUUUAAUUUUUUUAGUAACCAGCAGCAUCCCUCCCUGGGGCCUUGUGAGCUCAGCUGCAGCUUCUUCUGACUCUUCCAAGGACCAUUUACUUCCUGGGAGGAGUUACGGCCGUGAGCAGAUCCUGAUGGCAAGAAUGAGGCCCCUACCCAGAUUUAGCCUCAGAACUUGGCCACAGGGUUUUCAGCUUACCCAGAGCACUGGAGUAGAAACACUUGGGGGGAAUCUCCCAUAUCUUUAAAAUUCCAUCCCGUCUUGAUACCCCUUUCCUCCUGUCCUUCCUGGUCUGCCCGUCAGCUCUAUUUGUAAGGCCCUAGUGGGCAGUUUGAGGACCUCACUUUUCCCGAAGUGACCCAUCCGCUACACUGUUUUCAAAGUGAUUGCUACAUUAAGCUUUGAUCAGAUUCUGUUUUCAGAGCAUUAGUGCUUUGGGACACUUGGAGAAUGUGGAGAGAGUUGUCUAUGCAAGGAACGACCAGGCUGAUAACAAAAGUUAUCAAAUCUAAGAAAAUGGGAAACUGGUCUCUGGUAGGACCAAGCUGUAUGUUAGGAACUCAGAUUUUUGAGGACUUACCAUUGCAGAGAAAUGUCACACCUAUGCUCGGGAGCCCACAUCUCUGAGCAAACCGGGUUCAUGGGUGGCAUGUGGGAUUCAUCACAGGACACUACACAAGUGGUGAGAUCUGCCGCCUGUGAGCACCGGGCCUUCUGUCAGAUUUGAGUGCCAGUCUGGAGAGCACUGCUCUUCCAAAUCCCUGGUGUCACCUGUGUAAAUAGCUAUGACUUUCCCUCUGUGUCUUCAGUGAACUUGUGUCAUGUAGUGACCAGGUAGAUGUCGCUACAUCUACCUAUUUGGUGACCAAAUAAGGCUGCAGACCUGCGUCAUCCUACUGUGAUGUACUUGAGGAAGAGCAGCCUGGGCCUCCAUGCUUCUGCUCUCCCACGAGUUCGUGCUGUUCGUUUGGGGAAUCUAGAGGUGUCUUUCUGACUCCUACUUUGCCCCCAGUUUUCUAGGUUUCCUCUGGAGACCCAGGGAGGCCCAUUCAGAAGAUCAUCUGUAAGGAAGGUAUCAUGGUCUGGGUUUCCAGAACCGCCCUCCGUACAGUGAAUGAGAGAAAUCUGCCUGGACACGGCUCCAGAACCAUGUCCCUUUAUGCCUCGUGAUUGUGAAACACUGAACUUCCGUACCCCCAAAUGGACACUGGUUAGUAAAGGGGAUCUAUUUUGUGUGUUUUGAAAUUUAGGUGCAAUGUCCCCUGGGAAAAGCUAAAGAAAUGUAUAUGCUCAAUGACAUUUUAAAAUAAAAUAUUAUAUAUAUGUAUAUAGGA
Molecule: messenger RNA, 6180 nt
Organism: Nycticebus coucang (slow loris)
Lineage: Eukaryota; Metazoa; Chordata; Mammalia; Primates; Lorisidae
Gene: PPM1H
Product: protein phosphatase, Mg2+/Mn2+ dependent 1H
Exons: 10
Coding region: 328-1872 (514 amino acids)
Biological process (GO): protein dephosphorylation
Molecular function (GO): protein serine/threonine phosphatase activity
Source: RefSeq, a predicted model, not a curated record